AUGGAGCUGAAAUGCCUUCCUACGACUGGCGGCACUGAUCGGGACACCUUUGGCUCAGCGGCUGCCCACUCGUUGCCAUCGUUGCCACGCCCGCCAUCCUACUCCAUCUUGCGCUCGCAGAUCGUCGCUAAUGGAAUCUCACGGAAGCGCAGCCUCAGCGGCGAGUCGCUCCCGUCGGAGUACGGUGGGCCGCCGCCUCGCGUUGCAUUUGCAGCGCAUCACGUGUCGCUCUCACCGCUCCCCUCUUUUUCUUCCUCACCACCAGCAAAGCGCCUUAGGCGUGAAUCACUGAGCCCCACCUCAGUGGGAGAAGUCUCUGAUGCCAAGAAGAUGCCUCCUGCCAAGUCGACAAUAACAACGACUCCUGGUGCUGCUCAAAUGCAGUCGAUCCUUCGUGGGCUACAGCAUUUAUCCUCGUGCAGUGCCAGCGGGUGCUCCAAUCCACUGUGUGUUUCCACACGCACAUUCGUGAGUAAGGUGAGAGCUCACCGCUCGAAUAUGACGGGUAAGACAAGUCACGACGUGAGCAGGUGCGGCGCGUGUAAGCUCUGGGGUGUGAUUGUGCGGGCUCAUGCACCUACAUGUUCGGAGGGUGCACUAUGUCGUGUUCCUGGCUGCUCUUCCCAGUAG
This is a messenger RNA of Phytophthora infestans T30-4, 630 nucleotides long. RefSeq lists its product as uncharacterized. The transcript has 3 exons. The record is from RefSeq and is a predicted model, not a curated record. NCBI's taxonomy places the organism in Eukaryota, Oomycota, Peronosporomycetes, Peronosporales, Peronosporaceae. The coding region runs from base 1 to 630 and encodes 209 amino acids.